Messenger RNA from Lactuca sativa (garden lettuce), 960 nucleotides. RefSeq names its product DNA-directed RNA polymerase II (gene NRPB7). Gene Ontology annotation, biological process: transcription initiation at RNA polymerase II promoter; positive regulation of translational initiation; DNA-templated transcription. The record is from RefSeq and is a predicted model, not a curated record. Lineage: Eukaryota; Viridiplantae; Streptophyta; Magnoliopsida; Asterales; Asteraceae. Gene Ontology annotation, cellular component: RNA polymerase II, core complex; P-body. Gene Ontology annotation, molecular function: translation initiation factor binding; single-stranded RNA binding; single-stranded DNA binding.
CUAAUAUACAACAUAAUAAAAAGCUUACGUUCAUACGCGACACAACACAAACAAACACAGACGCCUCCAUUCUUCUCAUGUUCGUCGGCUCCUCAAGCAAUUUCUCCCCUGCUCGCCGCCGAUUGCCAACCCCGCCACUGUGAAGCCACCGGCCGGAGACCUUCGCACCCAACAGCUCACCGGAGACCUUCGCACCCCACAGAUAGAGCGGAGAUGUUUUUCCACAUUAUUCUGGAGCGAAACAUGCAGCUCCACCCUCGCCACUUUGGUCGCGACCUUCGGGAAAAACUCGUUUCAAAGCUCAUGAAAGACGUAGAGGGCACUUGCAGUGGGAGGCAUGGUUUCGUUGUGGCCAUAACUGGUAUAGAGAAUGUAGGAAAAGGGCUUAUUCGAGAUGGCACAGGUUUUGUUACUUUUCCUGUAAAGUAUCAAUGUGUUGUGUUUCGACCUUUCAAAGGGGAGAUCUUGGAAGCUGUUGUCACCAUGGUUAACAAGAUGGGUUUCUUUGCUGAAGCUGGUCCUGUUCAAAUAUUUGUGUCAAACCAUUUGAUACCUGAUGACAUGGAGUUUCAGUCUGGAGAUAUGCCUAAUUACACAACUUCAGAUGGAUCUGUGAAAAUUCAAAAGGAUAGUGAGGUCCGAUUAAAGAUCAUUGGGACCCGAGUUGAUGCCACAGAAAUUUUCUGCAUUGGAACAAUUAAAGAUGAUUUCCUGGGUGUGAUUAGCGACCCGGGUACAACUUCUUAAUGCAUGGGAAUGGGAAUGGGAAUUCUCAAGUCUUUUUGUAGGCCUUUUGACACUUAGCAUUGUACUAUCUUUAUUUGUCAAAUAUAAACAUGUAAAUUGUUGAGAAAAAGGUCUACUUUUCGUAUUUUGGAUUAUUGCUUGAAGCUCAGUGGUAACAACAAAUUUUAUGUCUAUUUAUGAUUAUAUGGUUAUAAGAUUUUUGUUACAGUUGCA